UUCGAAGAAGCGCCAUUUAUGCCGCCGUUUUAAUAAAUUUUUUAUUUUCCAAAAUAUGUUCACAAUGCUCCGAAACGAAAAGUUCAUAAAUAGUGAAAAUCAGCAGAAAAUAAAACAAUAAUCGUCUUUAUCAUUGUUUAUAAAAAUUCUUGAUUUUUUUAUUGUCGUUUGCAGUGAAAAUAGUAAAAUUAUUCAAGAACAGCUGAUGCGUAUAGGAAGUGCGUGAAGGAGACUGACAGUCCAUCAGUUAUCGUGUUCCUUUAUUGCUGAAAACAGUGGAAUAUCAUAAUACGAUUUAGAAAUGGGCGUGAGUGAAAUAAAUACAUGGGUUUUAAUCCGAAGAUACGAUAAGCUUGCCGAAAACGACACUGCCAAACUCGAAUCAAACUUACACGAGCUUAAUCUUACGACGGGCAUUUUUUCUGACGAUUUAAGAGCUAUGCUGUUCCGGUUGAUUGAUGGGGAGGACGAUGGUUCCAGGGUUCUGAAAAUUAGGAGACAGGACAAUAAUCUUAUUCCAUUAUCUACUUUGUUGAACGGCUCUGCAAAGGACAAGCCUUUCUUAAUUGAUGUCGUUGGAAUUCAUCAAUUUUGUCCUGUUGAAAAACGAACUGUGCUGCCUGGGUACAUAGAAGCCUUGAGAGUAAAAUUGGACAGUUUGGAACAGAGGGUGCUCCUUGCCGAAAAAACAGUGCCAACAUUAACAGAAGCUCGACUCCAAGCAGUGGAGGACGCAACUUCAAAAUUGGCGAAUUGUGUGAGCUUUUUGGACCGUAGGCUCGAUGAGUUAGCCCCACCGGACUGGAGAACUCGCGUUUGUUCUGGUAUCUGAGUAACAUGCGUUGAAAGUGAAUUUUGUCUGUAAACGCCGAAAAAUGUUGUCAUUGAUAUUGCGAAAUCGUGAAUUACAAUUGAACUCAUAAUAAGCUUUAAACCACUUACCAAAGAUAUUUCUAAGGACAUUCCUUUGUAUUUGUUCACUGUAAGAUAUAAUCACUGUUCGACAGUAUGAGAAUGAAAAAAUAAUAUAUGUCAGUUGAAAUGGUACUCAUUAAUGUGACACGUGGAAUGUACGAUAACGUUAUAAUAUAUUAAUUUUUUUCUUCUGCA
Molecule: messenger RNA, 1110 nt
Organism: Venturia canescens
Lineage: Eukaryota; Metazoa; Arthropoda; Insecta; Hymenoptera; Ichneumonidae
Exons: 5
Coding region: 302-832 (176 amino acids)
Source: RefSeq, a predicted model, not a curated record